AAGCUGGACGGCAAAGGAACGCGCAGAAGUUUUCUGGAAGUCCGUGUGGCUAGCAGCUUAUUGCAUCAUAUUUGGAAGCCUCAGGCACCUCACGCUACAACUUUGGCCUCCGUUACCACCCUUGCAUCUGAUAAUUUGGGCAUUUUGGAUCCCUCAUGGAUUUAUCCGAUCAACCCACCCCUUCCCAACGCGACUCAACAGAAACAUCAUAUACCGAGACGACACCUUUCCUUCAACCUGUUUCUGAACUCUCCCUAUCGCCGUUUGAAUCAUGGUCCCAGCGGCGUCUAUCUUCUUUCGAGCGCGAUGUCGUGAGGGGGAUCGAUAUGCAACUCUUGCCCCUUUUAGUUCUUAUUUACAUUCUAAACUUGAUAGAGUGCAAUAAUAUAGCUUCUGCAAGACUUGCAAAUCUCGAAAAUGACCUAGGGCUGACAGAGAAACAGUACGACACUUGCAUUUCUAUUCUCUACAUUGGGUAUAUAUCCAUGCAAGUCCCCUCGAAUAUAAUCCUUUCACGCAUCGCUCGACCCGCAUAUUUUUUAUGCGGCUGUAUGGUCGUUUGGGGCUUUUUGUCUGCGUGUACUGGGCUCACACGGAAUUUCACCGGUUUACUGCUAUGCCGGCUCCUGUUGGGUUUCGCUGAAAGCGCAUUCUUUCCCGGAGCCUUAUAUUAUAUCUCAUCGUGGUACACCAAAAAAGAGCUUGCACUCCGCAUUGCAUUUCUCCAAAGUGGUGCCCAAAUAGGUAAUGCAUUUGGGAAUCUGAUGGCAAUUGGCCUACUUAGACUGGACGGAACGUUCGGUAUCGCAGGAUGGCGAUGGUUGUUCCUGACCGAGGGGAUUGUAACGGUGUCAGUCGCCUUGAUAAGCAUGCUCAUCCUCCCGGACCUUCCAUCAUCCUCCACAUCUUCGCACCUCAACCCAGAGCAACAUGAAUUCGCAAUAUGGCGCCUCCAGCGUGAUGCCGCCCUUCGAAGUCCUGACGAAGCUGCCGCGGUAGGCUUAAACAUGAGGGGAAAGAUCAGGGGUAGAAUAAGUAUAUGGGAGGUGCUGCAGAUGGUGUUUGUGGAUGGCAAGGUGUGGAUGUUCCUUGGGGUUAUGAUGGGAAUUUGUAAGACACCCACCCUGGGUUAUCCCAGGAACAUGACACUCCUCUUGACAGCACCUCCGUACAUUCUGUGCUGUAUUUUUAUGCUGCUUAACGGCAUUCACUCGGAUAAGACACAAACACGCUUCAACCAUAUUAUCUGCCCGCUCACCGUAGCGACCCUAGCGCACGCUGUUAUUUUGUCAACGACAGCGGUUGCACCAAGAUAUUUCGCGAUGCUACUUCUUCCUGCCUCCAUCUUUGCCUCAAUGUCUGUCACAUGGAGCUGGAUCUUUCAAACAAUUGAUCAACCACCCGAGAAACGUGCGGCUGCAUUCGCAUUUCUGAACUCGAUAUGUAAUUCAACAAACAUCUGGACUUCCUAUCUUUACACCGGCCCACCUCAAUAUCUGCUCGCGUUUAGCGUCAACAUCGUCGCAUUAUUGCCUGCAAUGGCAUUCGCAACGCUCACAAAGUGGCACUUGAAGAGAUUAAACGAUGCAGAAGAGAGAGAAGGGCGGAAGGGAAGACAUGUUCUCUAGGAAGGCUGUACUAGAUUUGGAUGAGUGACCUUGCCUUUGAAGUUGGGGAAUUAG
Messenger RNA from Cantharellus anzutake, 1682 nucleotides. RefSeq names its product major facilitator superfamily domain-containing protein. The record is from RefSeq and is a predicted model, not a curated record. The transcript has 13 exons. Gene Ontology annotation, molecular function: transmembrane transporter activity. Lineage: Eukaryota; Fungi; Basidiomycota; Agaricomycetes; Cantharellales; Hydnaceae. Gene Ontology annotation, cellular component: membrane. Gene Ontology annotation, biological process: transmembrane transport. Bases 327 to 1628 code for a protein of 433 amino acids.